This is a messenger RNA of Daldinia caldariorum, 1906 nucleotides long. Its product is annotated as general substrate transporter. Gene Ontology annotation, biological process: transmembrane transport; carbohydrate transport. Bases 277 to 1872 code for a protein of 531 amino acids. Gene Ontology annotation, cellular component: membrane. Lineage: Eukaryota; Fungi; Ascomycota; Sordariomycetes; Xylariales; Hypoxylaceae. Gene Ontology annotation, molecular function: carbohydrate:proton symporter activity. The record is from RefSeq and is a predicted model, not a curated record. The transcript is spliced from 4 exons.
CUGAUAACGUGGUACUGCAGCGAGGCGAGAGUGAGAAAGCUCUAUCGGCAGCUCACCCUCACCCACAAGCAAUGCAUUGUUUAAAAGUAAGGUCUCGCCGCUCGUGUCUUGCUUGGCCUUCGUUGUCAGCCAUUCUUCUCGCGUAUCGCUGGAGAAUCUCGGACGACAGCAGCGAGACUGCCUUCUUACGACUAGAAAGAGAGCGCCGGUAGAAAAACAGGAGACGACGAUAAAGGAAAUAGUCGUCUGGGACUCGUCCCGCCGUCAUCGACAAUCAUGUCGUCUUUAUUAAAGUAUAUCGUCAAAAAUGACGCCAUGAAAGAUGACCCGAAGGAAAUUUACGGGUGGAGAGUCUAUCUUUUGGCGUGUUCUGCUUGCUUCGGUGCCAUGUCUUUUGGUUGGGAUAGCGGUGUGAUUGGUGGUGUUAUUAACCUUGACUCGUUUAUCGCCACAUAUGGUCUAGGAAGCAAAGACGACGUUGCAACCGCUAAUCUUCAAGGAAAUAUCGUAUCGGUAUUGCAAGCUGGAUGUUUCGUAGGGGCUCUCGCAGCUUAUCCCCUAACGGAUAUGUUUGGUCGUAGGCCGUGCUUGAUGGGUGGUGCUCUCCUCACUCUCGCCGGCGUGGCCAUGCAAGCUGCUGCUUCUGGUCAUCUCGAGCCUAUGUACAUUGGUCGAUUCAUCUCUGGUCUUGGUGUCGGUUGCUCUAGUGUCGUUAACCCGAUCUAUGUUACCGAAAACGCGCCUCGUGCCAUCCGUGGCCUACUUACAGGAUUGUAUCAAAUGUUUAUCGUUACUGGUAGUAUGAUAGCGUUUUGGGGCAAUUACGCAGUCAGCAUACACCUGAGAGGCCCCGCGCAAUAUAUCGUUCCGCUUUCGAUUCAAGGCCUACCCGCUCUACUACUAUUUUCGCUCAUGGCCAUCUGCAACGAAUCGCCGCGUUAUCUCGCCCGCAAGGACCGUUGGGAGGAGGCGAAAGCGGUGCUCAAGCGAAUCCGAAACCUCCCGUCUAACCACCCAUACCUGCAAGACGAGUUCCAGGAGAUCGCCGACCAGCUUGAGUACGAGCGGCGCCUGAUCGGUGACGCUAGUUUCUGGUCGUUACAGAGGGAGAUGUGGACUAUCCCCACGAACCGCAAGCGAGCCAUCCUCAGCAUCACCCUCAUGAUUUGCCAGCAGAUGACGGGCACCAACGCUAUCAACACAUAUGCGCCUCAGAUUUUCAAAAAUCUCGGCAUCACAGGCACAUCCAACUCAUUGCUUAGCACGGGUGUCUAUGGCAUCGUUAAGGUCGUGGCGUGCGGUCUGUUCUUGCUGUUCAUGGCCGACUCGCUUGGACGCCGCCGCUCGCUGCUAGUAUCCUCUGUCGGCCAGGCUUUCUGCAUGUUCUAUAUCGGUCUAUACAUACGGAUUUCGCCUCCCGUCGACGGGGAGCCCGUGCCUGGCGCCGGCUACUUCGCGCUUGUCUGUAUCUUCGUUUUCGCCGCCUUCUUCCAGUUCGGAUGGGGACCCGCGUGUUGGAUCCUGGUUUCCGAGAUCCCAGCGGCUCGCUUGCGGCCCAUGAACGUCGCGUUGGGAGCAGCUACGCAAUGGCUAUUUAACUUUGUAGUCGCUCGUGCCGUACCCAACAUGUUGGCUACCGUCGGAGCGCACGGGUACGGAACCUACCUCAUCUUCGGCAGCUUCUGCGUAUGCAUGUUUUUCUUCGUCUGGUUCUUCAUUCCCGAGACAAAGGGUGUUUCGCUCGAGCAUAUGGGCGAGCUGUUUGGAGUUACCGAUGAAGACAGGUUGGACGUGACUGAGGGCGUGAAGGGGGGUGUAUCCAAGGUUGAGGUCGAGCAGCAUUCGCACCGGUCAGAUGACAAAAGCGUUUAGACUGAACAGUAAAAAUGAGAAUAGAGAUGCCCUC